This is a messenger RNA of Plodia interpunctella (Indianmeal moth), 3627 nucleotides long. Its product is annotated as beta-1,4-galactosyltransferase 2-like. Gene Ontology annotation, cellular component: Golgi apparatus. Bases 215 to 1195 code for a protein of 326 amino acids. NCBI's taxonomy places the organism in Eukaryota, Metazoa, Arthropoda, Insecta, Lepidoptera, Pyralidae. The transcript has 4 exons. The record is from RefSeq and is a predicted model, not a curated record. Gene Ontology annotation, molecular function: galactosyltransferase activity; N-acetyl-beta-glucosaminyl-derivative 4-beta-N-acetylgalactosaminyltransferase activity. Gene Ontology annotation, biological process: carbohydrate metabolic process; glycosphingolipid biosynthetic process.
GUUAGUGAAGGAAGUGUCAGUUUUGACAGUGACAGUUAUCUCUUGAAUUUGAUUUGAAAAAUCAUCAAACAAAAUAUUUGUGUUUGUGCUUGUGUGUUUUGUAGGUACCUAAUGAUUUUAUGAAUUUAGGUAUGUCUGUUUAGGUAUUCCAUGUUUUUUCUUGUUAUUACCAAAUAGAUCUAAUGCGUUACUAAAUAUACUUGGUGUUGAACUUAUGCAUAAUAAACAUUACUUAACAACAAUGCGUCAUGGAUGGAAAAAGAAAAUAGUAUUCUGCGGAUCUCUUGUAAUUUUCUUAUUAAUAAUCCUCCAUCCUGAUAUGAACGUCCGAGGAAAUUAUGAAUACAUAGAAAAAGAUGUGAUUGUGCACAAUUUGCAUGAAGAAACUGCGGCUAAUUUUACAAGCAGUGCAGUAUUGAAUUGCGACUACCGUGACGUAAUCUUCGACGACACAACACUAUCCCUCAGCCUCGCCGAUGGAGAUUUGAUUGAAAACCAUAAGAUUAAAGAAGGAGGGGAAUACGCUCCGUCUGAUUGCAAACCUAAAUUUAGUACCGCAAUUAUAGUUCCUUAUAGAGAUAUAGCAGAGCAAUUACGAGGUUUUCUAGUAUAUAUGCAUAUGUUCCUACACCGUCAAUGCAUCCACUACAGGAUCUAUGUGGUAGAGCAGAUGGAUUCCCGCCCUUUCAACAGAGCAAAGCUUUUGAACAUAGGUGCCGUCGCAGCUAUGAAGGCCGGCUACCCGUGCCUGGUAUUACACGAUGUUGACCUGCUGCCCUUGAGACCUUCCAAUCUAUAUGCUUGUACAAAGAGUCCUAGACACAUGUCAUCCAGUAUUAAUAAGUUCAGAUUUGUGAUACCAUACUUAAACCUGUUCGAUGGUGCUGUAGCAAUAAUAUCGAAGCAAUUUAAGGCAGUCAAUGGGAUGAGCAACGAGUUCUUUGGCUGGGCUGGGGAGGAUGAUGACUUGUAUGCACGCCUCGAGGCAGAGGGCUUGAAGCCUUGCCGUUUUGAGCCCAGCACUAGUCGGUACCAUAAAGUGACUCAGGAGUCACAGUUUAGAAGGGACAGGGGUCAGAAAUCUGUCAAGUACUCAAAGGACAAGAUAUCUGUGGACGGCCUCAACACGCUCAAGUACACAGAAGUAGCGACUGUUCUUCAUCCGCUCUUCACUCAUAUCAUGGUCGAUUUGUAGCAUAUCUCGUUACUAGGUAUAUACGUUAUUACAUUCAUAUCACACGUUUCUCGCUUAGUAGAUGAAAUUUUAGAGUGCCUGCCCUCUCUUUGACCUCGAUUACUUAGUUUAUUAGAAAGCUAGUUGAAAUACGAUUCUUAUCGAGUGUGUUAAUGCUGACUGAUAAGCACGUGUUCCCAUUGUCAGUCACGCUGUGUCGUCCUUCGUCAUGUUGACAUCCGUGGACGGAUCUACGCAGAAGAACGUAGAUAUUGAAGUUUCGAUAGACGACAACGCCGUCAGUGUCAAAUCCUAUAGAAAACAACGGAGCACGACUGAGCAAUGGGAGCACGCUCUAACACUAGGAUAAAGGCAUAAUAAGAUACGACAAUCUACCGUCAUCUAGUGGGAAGUAGUCGCAUACAUACUAGUGAAAUUAUAUCAACCAGUGUGCAGGUUGAAAUAGAGUUAUAGUAUAAUAAUAUGAUUAAUUACGAACAUUAAAUUAGUAGUUUCCGUUUAAAUGCCAGAUCACCCCUAUUGCACAACGCGUUUUUGAUAUGGAAUUGUAACUGGCUGUAUUCUAUAAAAAAGUACACACGUAAGAGCCAUGCCCCAUUGCUCAGUCGUGCCCCGUUACGUUGACGUCCGUCGACCGAUCAACGCAGAACAACGUAGAAAUUGUAUAAAGAUUCGACGUACGUCAAUACAUGUCAGUGACGAAACCCAUAGAAAAAAAACUGAGAACGACUGAGCAAUGAGUUUUGAAUACUCUUCUAUUACAAAGUUAGUUUAAACUGCAACUUCCGAGUAAACAAAUUUGCAUACACAAAUGUGAGUAAGUACUACUACUAGUUCAUAGUAUGCUAGCUGAAAUAGGAUUCAAUCAUUUAUUGAGUAAUUUACAUACAAUUACUUUAACUAUAUAAUUAUUUAGGAAGCUGUUGAAGUAUUUGCAGAUGACUUUAAAACCAAGUUUAUCUUUAUUAUGUUUGAUUUUCAAAGAUUUCAAAGUGGCCGAAGGAAUAACUUGUGUACAUUUAGGAUGUUAUAAAUAUAUAUGAUAAGUAAUUAUAUAUUUAGCAAUUACAUAUCAUACAAUUUGAAUGUGUGAUACUAUACGUUACGGAGUGAGAAACGACGAUAAGUCUGCGAAACAAGGAAUUGUUAAUAUUUAAAUUGUACCUAAUUAAACAGUUUCAAUUAUAAAUUAUAGCUAUCUUAUAAAACAAUGAGCCGUCCCGUAUUUUCUUCAGAAUGUGAUAAACUAAGCAAAAAGUUGAAAUAAUUUACUUACUGCUGUUAAGAAAAUAACUUGCUUCAAUACCUUGUAGUGCGAAUUGAUCUUCAUAAAAAGCGAUAAUGCCGUCAUAAAAAGCGUGAUAUUUCAAACGUUGUCCACUUACUAAUUACCUAUUUCACAGUCACAAAUAGUGAUAAGACGAAGUAGAAUAGUAAGCAACUGAGCACAAUAAAUACUCUUUUUUCACAACCAAAUAGAUUUAUAAUUAUAAUAUAGCUUAGGUAUAGGAUAUGAAAGUACUACGAUCAAUUUAUCAGAAAAUGUGAUGUGGGCGCUGUGUUAAGUCUAAUCGCCUUAUUUUUUUUUCUUUUUAUUUGUCUGUCAUUUUCAUGUUUGCAUCUUUGAUUACAUUCAAAACGAAUUCCACUUCCCGAUAUUUUUUUAUUAUAUGUUUCGUUACUUACCUUAUUAACACACGCAAAGCACGCGAUUCCUGUGGGAUUUAGCCAAAUAAUUUGUCAAUGUAGUCAAUGGCGCCUUACGAAGUAGAUGGGUAUUGCAUAGUACUGUCCAUAAUGAAAUGUAAAUCGCGUUAUGCAGCUAGUCGAUUAUAUUUGGUCCGUGUUCUCACCUAACAUUGUGACUGAGACGGACCUCGCGUGCGCUGACUUAACACAGAGCAUACAAUUAACGUUAUGUUUUAAAAUGUAUCAAAUUGAACUUAUUCGUAAACUAUUAUUUUAUGUCCUAACAGAAAGUCCGUUUACAUUAUAUCCAACUGCGUCAAUUAAAAUUAAAUAUAACUUUAAAGUCUCUACUAAAGGAAUCCCAUGAUUCCCCUAGGUUCUCCACCUGGGUGAAGUACAGCGGACUUACAGUUCCUUCUGAUAGUACUAAUCCAACUGAUAAUACUAAUGUACAGUUGUGAUAAAGCUCGUUAGCUUAUAGUUCACAAGUGUUAUAAUCAUAAAAUAAAUGGACUUUUAAUUGACGUAUCUUAGUUUAAUGCGGAAACUAAACAUAGAAAAUAUGUACAGUCGACCUCACGUCAAGUUACCCUGCUCUAUAUCGUGGCGAAUUUACAAUGUCUUCGAGUAGGUUUAUGUGCUGUCGACUGUACUAUUUGCUCAUCAAUAAUAGGCAUGCAGGGAAUUGUGUUGUGAUUUUGUUCUUAAUUGUUGGUCACAAAUUAGAGUUCUUUGCAAAAUUA